GCGCUAGUCCUGGCGUAAUGAGCUUCGGGGAGUCCGCUCUCCUUAAGCCGCAAGCACUCAUUCGUUGCCGACUCGGAUUCCCACCACCACCGCUCACUUUCGUAGCUGUACGACAGUACCCCAGGAUUCUGCUAUCCCCGCCCGCCCUACUAAGAUCAGCAGUAUUGUAACGAGUCGUAAUCGUGAGUUGCGUUACCCAUUGAGAAGGGGGGAAUGCUGCCCUACCUCAAAAGCCGUUAAGUGAUAGUGAGCGAAACGCUACGUUAGAUGGAGUGCUACGUGUGUUUGGAGAAGUUUGACAUCUACUCGGCCGAUCGCCGGCCCAAGGUUUUGCCGUGCGGCCACACCUUUUGCCUGCGGUGUCUGCAGGGGCUGCAGGCGAAGAAGUGCCCUCUCGAUAACAAGGUGUUCACGUUACAGCCAGACUCCUUACCGGACAAUUUUCUGGUGAUUCAGUCGUGCAGCAACGCGGCCGCCGCCGAGACCGCGGCGUCCCGACUGUGGUGCCGCACCUGCCAGCGCCACGCGACGGACGACUGCGUGGACGGGGCGCACUCGGUGUGCAGCCUCAAGAAGGCCCGCGUGGAGGACGCGCGGCCCCUCGUGGAGGCGCUGCAGCGCGGCGAGGCGGCCCUGGACAGCCUGGCCGGCAUGAUGGACGCCUCGACCCGCGCCGUGGAGGAGUCCAAGUGGCGCGCCACGCUCAAGCACGACAAGGCCGUCAUGGCGGCCGUCCGGAGCAGCCUGCAGGACGCGGAGAAGGCCGACACCGCCAUCUGGGAGCAGGCCAGGCAGGCCGCGGCACGGGCCGACAAACUGCGAGGCGCGUCCAACCUCGUGAAGGAUCCUUCCACCACGUGCAGUCUCUUUGUGCGAUCCGGCGCGGGGGCCCGCGUGGUGUGGCGGGGCGACGUGGAUGCAACUUUUGGCCCUGUCAAGAUGCUGCUGUGCCAUCUCGCGCUCCGUGGUGAACUCAAACAACCUGUACGGAAGGAACAGGAGCAGCAGGGGACGGUGCAGCAGGAGAUGCAGCAAACGGAACAGCAGCCGCUUCAACAGCUUCUAGAGGAGAACAUGCAGCAGAGGCAGCUACUGACUCAGCAGCUGAGACAGCUGACUCAGCAGCCGACACAGCAGCUGACACAACAGGCGACGCAGCGGCGCAUAUUGCUGAUACAGCCACCGUCACAGCAGCUGACUCAACAACCGACACAGCACCAGCCUACACAGAGGCAGCUGACACAGCAGCAACUGAAUCAGCUGGGACGGGUGCAGCAGCCGCCUGGGCAGAACCUGCCGAAUCCAACGCAGCAGCAACCGCCGCCGUCAACGCGGCAGCCCGUACUGCAGCGACCAGCGGGAAUAGUGCUCAAUCCGCGACUGCUGCAGCAACUGCGGGCAGUGCAGGAGCAACCGACGCAGCAGGAAGUUGUUCAGCCCCCGCCGACGCUGCCGAAACCGGCGAACCGUCCUGCUGUCCCGCGCUGGCUGGAGCGCGCCAACGAGGGGGAGCGCGAGCUGAGCGAGGCGGACAUGGCGGCCAGGAUGGACGUGGGCGCGAGGGUGGCGCGCGGCAGGGACUGGGUCAAGGGCUGGACCUUCGACGGCACGCCGCCCGGCCCCGGCACCGUCACCGCCAAGCACCAGGACUCGGACGUGGCCGUCCGCUGGGACAACAGCAUCACCUCCGCGGCGUCCUGCUUCAGCAUGGGCCGCUACAACAAGUUCCACCUGCGGCUGCUGGCGCCCGCACCGCUGAAACCUCACGUUGGAGCGGAGGAGGGAAAGGACUUCUUCGACGUGAAGAGCAUCAGCCCCAAGUCUGAUGAAAAGAUGUCCAAGGUGUUGUCCGGCAAAAGCCUCCAGAAGAUUCGUUUCCUGGUCGGCCUCCCCUGCCUCACGUUCAUCACCUGGAGCCUGAAAAUGCUGGAGCAGCUCUCGCCGCACCUGGAAGGCCUGCAGAUGGUGUCGCCCAUGCAGCGCCACCUGGACGUGGUGCUGGCCAUGCCGCGUCUCCAGGCGCUCACCGUCACGGACGUGACCGCGGAGGUGCUGCGGCAGGUGAGCCAGAUGGCGUCGCUGCGCCGCUUGGAGGUGCACUGCCCGCUGUACGCCCAGCUGCCGGUGCUGGCCUUCCCCGCCACGCCCGCCAAGCUGCAGUGGCUGCGCUGCGGCGUCUACCCGCUGGUGACGGCGCUCGCGCUGGUGCGAGUGCACGCCGACUCACUGGAGGAGUUGGAGCUCGUCGCCGCGUCCACUGCGCCCUACGGCUGCCCCGACCUGGCGGCCGAGCUGCGCGGCUGUGGCCUCAAACGCCUCAGGAGUCUGGUGCUGUUGCGGGAGACGGCCUACGGGGCGUUCUGCCGGCACGACAAGAAGACCUGCUCGCUGCAAAGGCAACAACUGUCCCGGAUGUUCGCCGACAGUGGCGUGAAUGUAACCGUCACGUGCAGCUUUGACUGAGCGGAAUUCUGCUCGAGAAUUGUCAUCAUGCUGCUCCCGUCGUCGUACCACAUUUUCAGAGUGUGUUUCCUCCGAUGGUCUCUAUUUUAGUUUUUGCUGUGCAUACCUGAUUUAUGACGCCCCCUUUUGUCACACCAUUUCGUCAAGGACUGAUCAAGGUCUGAGUAUAGAACCGUCUAGGAAUAAUGAUUAGCCUAGGUCGAACGACAUUUUCAGAUUUCGUUUCUUUUGAAGGUCUCGAUUUCAGUUGGCACUGCAUGUGAAGUAUGUGCCACCUGCUGUUUGACGAACCAUUUUAUCGAGUUGCAUGCAGUUGUAUUAUGCAACUGUGUUUUGUAUUUAUGCUUACUAAUGAUAACUUUAUAACUUACUGAUGUUAUCGUAAAACCUUCCUAUCGGGCGAUUUUUUCCCUGUGAAGUAAAGAUAAUACGGCAUGCUGAAUUUAUCUUUGACGAAAACUUACUGAUGAACCAGUAUUAUUUUCUAUUAUAUGUAAUUAAUUAAAUAAGAGCACGCUGAAUUUUAUUUCUAUGGACACUAACAGGAUGUAUUUUGUUUUAUUCUUUGCAGUGCACGUUGUAGUCAGCAAGGUAGUCAGCUUGCCACGUGACAUCCUGUAAUGACUUUUUUUUUUUACAUUGUUGAUUCAAUAAAUUAAAUUGCGGACACCA
Molecule: messenger RNA, 3135 nt
Organism: Thrips palmi
Lineage: Eukaryota; Metazoa; Arthropoda; Insecta; Thysanoptera; Thripidae
Exons: 9
Coding region: 268-2463 (731 amino acids)
Molecular function (GO): metal ion binding; ubiquitin-protein transferase activity
Source: RefSeq, a predicted model, not a curated record